AUGAAGGAAGAAUAUUUUGAAGAGGAUCCCAAGUUUUUCAAUAAAAAAUUAAGACCAAAAAAUUUGGAUGAAAUUUUAAAAUUUUUAAAAGAAAAGUUCAUAUUAAAUGAUGAGGAUAAAAUAGUAUUGAUUACAUCAGGUGGUACUAAAGUACCACUAGAAAAAAUCGAGAUAAGAAAUAUUGAUAAUUUUUCUACUGGUAAAAGAGGAACUUUAAUAUGUGAAUAUUUUUUGAAAAUAAAUAAGAAAGUAAUAUUUUUACAUAGAAAAGGUUCAUAUAUACCUUUUGAAUAUCAUUUAAAAGAUUUAGCAAAAAUGGAAAAUUUAAAAGUUGAAGAAAAUAAUAUUAGAUUUAAUUUAAAAAAAGAAAAUGAAACAAAUAUUUUAAUAGAUAAUUUGCAAAAUUAUAAAAUGUAUUAUAAUAACCUUUUUCUAAUUUCAUAUGAUACUAUAUUUGAAUAUGGUUUUUAUUUAAUAGAAAUUAGUAAUUUAUUAAAUCAACAUAUGAUAAACAAAUAUCAAAAUACUUUUUUAUUAAAAAAUAUAUAUCAUAAAUUAAAACAAGAACAAAAUAUAAAUAAUUUAUUAUUAUAUGAAAUUUUUUAUUCAACAAAUAAUAUAUUAAAUGAUAUGCUAUUAUUUUUUUCGUCAAUACAAAAUAAGAAAUGUUCUGAAAUUAUUACACAUCAAAAUCAAUCUUACAAAUUAUAUUAUAAAUUAUUGUUAUUCUUAAACUUGCGUUUUGGUGUAUAUUCAAAUAACAAAUUUUUUAUAAACAUACAGCUCUUUUUUAAAUAUAUUUUUUCUUUAUUAAGUAAUAUUAUACAAAUGAAAGAAAACUAUAAUAUACAACAGGAGGAUAUACAAAAUAUAGUCUAUUAUAUACAAUUGCUUAUAAAAAAUUUUAACUCGGAAGUACAUCAUGAUAAUAUAAAAGAAGAAGAAAUGGUACAAAAUAAUAUGAACAGUAAUAAUAUAAAUGAAAAAAAGAACCAAAAUAAUAUGAACAGCAAUAAAAUAAAUGAACAAAUGAACCAAAAUAAUAUGAACAGC
Molecule: messenger RNA, 1053 nt
Organism: Plasmodium gaboni
Lineage: Eukaryota; Apicomplexa; Aconoidasida; Haemosporida; Plasmodiidae
Product: putative phosphopantothenoylcysteine synthetase
Exons: 1
Source: RefSeq, a predicted model, not a curated record